CGUGAAAUAUUGAAAUCGAAGACGUCUGUUUCUGCUGUCAGCGAUGUAAAUGUACUUAUUUACGUUGGAUCAACCAUGCAAUUAUACGAGAAACAGGUAUUCCUAAGUCGAUUGUCUAAUCUCUAUUCGAGUAUUAGGAGGAACGCUUCUUUACAAAUUGGACUAGUGCUGUUCGCUGGUCCGUACACAAGACUAAGAGUUGAUGACGACCGUAUCGACAUUUCAAUCCAAAAGACUUUUAAGAGACAUAUACAAUGGCGUCUGAUCCUUAGGAUUUCAAGACCAGCGUUUAAUCAGCUCCAGGCCAUCUACGUGAAUUUUCGCGUAGAAACUGUAAAACAAGCGAAUAGCUACAUAUGCGCGCUAUGUCGACCUGACCAACACUCCCUAACACAUGGAAUUGAAAGUUGUACAGGUAAAAAGGAAGAAGAUUUUCUUCGAGCGUCAAUGGAAGGCAACAGGAUAGGAUUAUAG
Messenger RNA from Paraglomus occultum, 474 nucleotides. NCBI's taxonomy places the organism in Eukaryota, Fungi, Glomeromycota, Glomeromycetes, Paraglomerales, Paraglomeraceae. The record is from the annotation of a GenBank genome assembly.